Nomia melanderi (Alkali bee) is the source of this 4687-nucleotide messenger RNA. RefSeq names its product transport and golgi organization 1 (gene Tango1). Gene Ontology annotation, biological process: endoplasmic reticulum to Golgi vesicle-mediated transport; vesicle cargo loading; protein secretion. Gene Ontology annotation, molecular function: protein binding. Lineage: Eukaryota; Metazoa; Arthropoda; Insecta; Hymenoptera; Halictidae. Gene Ontology annotation, cellular component: endoplasmic reticulum exit site; endoplasmic reticulum membrane. The record is from RefSeq and is a predicted model, not a curated record.
AUAUAUUUUUUCAGAUGUAUACGUUAUAGUUAUUAUGCAGUUCUGUGGUAUAUUCAAGAAAUAAUUUCCUUUCGCAUGCGCAUUGGAGAUUGGUUUCGAAAAACUCUUCACUUUCACCUCUGUAAGAGUUCACUGUGUUCGUGGUUUUAAGAAUUAAAUGCACUGUCUGAUAUGCCUUCUUAUUAUUAUCUACUUUGAGAUUAAAAUGUGCGUCCAGGAUUGUGUCAUUGUGUGUUAGUAGUGAUGUGGAACUUUGCAAUAGUGGAAAUAUGAAGAAAAGAAACCGAAUUGUUGAUGUAGUAUUUGUACUUAUUGCAAUAAUAUUUAGUGCAAUACCGCAGUGUUGGUCUGCUUUAUCAGACAAACGAUUAUGUUUUGACCCUGACUGUUCAGAACCUAUUUCGUUAGCUAAAACGGUACUCGCUUACACUGCAAAUGAAGAUGGAAUGUUAUCAUUUAAUAUUAAUGUCGAUGUCACAGUUUACAGUAAAGGAGCAGGUAACAGGACUGAUUUAUGGGGUGUUGAGAUAAAUGGAAGGCAUGGAUAUGUGCCAAAAAGGUUUUUGAAAGAAGUUAGAGUUUUGAAACCUGAGUUACGUCAUGAGGUGCCUACUAAGCUAUUAUCUAAUAAUAAUAAUGAAUCUAAGAGACAUCAGUCUAAAAAAGUUACUGAUAAGUUAAAGCCUGUCACACGAAAUGAUAAAACUUCAAAUAAAAAAUCAGAUUUCAAAUCUGUGGAACAACUGCCACAUAGUGUUACUCCCCCAUAUGAAACUAUAGAUGGUACAAGAUUGCCUGUAGAUCAUAAUGAAUCUUCCAUACAACAAAGUCCUGUGACAGAAGUUCUACAAACGAAGGUAGUCCCAAGCGAAGAAGAUGUACUUGUUCAUUUAGGAGCAGAUUCUACUAGCAAAGAAAAUGAUAUUAUUUUUACAAACACUGAGACACCACCAGAAAAAGAUUUAAAUGGUGAAGUAGUAAAUGAUGAUCAGAACAUUUCUCAGAAAGAUGAUGUUAAUAGUUUAGUGAAAAGUUCUAAAGAAACUUUAGAUUUACCAGAGAUAAAUGGAAUAAAGAUUCCAUCGCUGGAUCUAAGUGCUAAUAUAAAAAAUUAUUUCUAUAGAAAUGUUAAACAGAAUACAGAACAGAUUGCAGAAGAGAAAGUUACAGGGUCAGAAAGCGUAUACUCGUCGAAAGAACAGUCUGUUCCAGAGGUAAAAGAUGUACAAUCGUCAGAAGAACAGUCGGUUCCAGAAGUAAAAGAUGUAGAAUCGUCAAAAGAACAGUCUGUUCUAGAGGUAAAAGAUGUACAGUCGUCGAAAGAACAGUCUGUUCCAGAAGUAACAGAUGUAGAAUCGUCAAAAGAACAGUCUGUUCCAGAGGUAAAAGAUGUAGAAUCGUCAAAAGAACAGUCUGUUCCAGAGGUAAAAGAUGUAGAAUCGUCGAAAAAACACUCUGUUCCAGAAGUAAAAGAUGUAGAAUCGUCGAAAGAACAGUCUGUUCCAGAGGUAAAAGAUGUAGAAUCGUCGAAAAAACAACCUGUUCCCGACAUAAAAGAUAUACAGCCAUUAGAAGAACACAUCGGUCCCAAAAAACAAGAUGAACAGGCACUGGAUGAGCAUUCUGUUCCUAAAGAAAAAGAUAUGCAGUUAUCAGGAGGACAAUCUGUUAUAGAGAUAAAAGAUACACAGUCAUUGGAAGAACACAUUAUUUCUAAAGAACAAAAUAUACAAUUGCCAGUUAUUGCAUUAAAUGAAACUGAUAAUACUAAUUCAAUUCAGACAGUUUCAGUGAACAGUUCUGAAAUAGAUGCAAAGGCUGCUCAAAAUGUUAGUGAACUUACUGGUACAGAACAUGUCCAUUCUCUAGACAAUACUACAUUGUUAGAAACAUCCCCUGAAUUAAGGAAAAAUGAUAAAGCUUCUGAAAAUAGUUCAAUUCACCAUAAUGUUGAUCAUGUUCCUUCCUUGUCAAUGGAAUCAGAUACAACACAAAAUUUAAAUAAAGACACUGGUAUUUCUGUUAUCACUGAUGCAGAAAAUAAUACUAAAGAAUUACAAGAGAUUAGUGAAACAGAUAUAAAAAAUGAAGCUCAGUAUUCUACUGACAAACACACAAAUACAACUGUAAAUGAACCAGCAAUAGUAGAUAAUACUGUGGAAAGUAAUGUGGACAAAGAAGUUCCAAAUUUGAACAACAAUUCUGAUUCUACUGAAGUACCUCAUGGGUCAAAUGAACAUCAUCUAUCUGAAAUUGAUGAAUCUAAUCUGAAUCCGACAGAAUUAUUGUAUUCUAAUGAAAAAAGUAUAAUUUCAGAAAAUGUAGCAAGCAUUAAUGAAUUUCGUAACAGAAAUUUAUUGAAUGUUGAUACAGGAGAACAGUAUGAAAUUGAAAAUGUAAUAAUAGAUCAACCUGAACACAUUAAGAACGAAGACUUACCUGAACAGAAAGAUGAUGCAAGAGUUCUAGAUAAACAUUUAUAUGAAAGUUCAUAUAUUGUAGAUAGUAUAUCUGUAAAAGAGGCAACAUCAGAAAAUAUUUUGCAUACAGAACAAACGGUUGCUUCUCCUGAGGUCUGUGCAGUUGAUAAUAUUGAAUGCUCUAUUAAAGAUAAUUCUCAAACUGAUUUUAUUGAUAAUGGUGAGAUUUUUGAAAAUAUUGAAGGUGAAGUUGAGGUCACAAAUAUAGCAAACAAUUAUUGGAUGACAUUCAUGUAUCUAAUUAUUACUGCUGCUGCAACGCUUGUAUUCUCUUUAGGAUAUUAUUACAUUGAGAAUAUGAGGAGAGAUGGGCAAUUGAUAGCUAGAAUCAAUAAUCUUGAAAAGGAAUUAGUUGUUUCUACAACAGAAAGUUUAAUGUUAAAAGAAAAUUUAAAAAUAACGAAAGAUAAGUUGACAUGUAUCGAAGAUGAAUCAUUCGGUUCCAAUGAAAUGGUUGUUUCUUUAAAAGCUGAUUUAGAAGCAUCUCAGAAUGCAAAAGCUGAACUAGAAGAUCAAGUUUACAUGUUGGAAAAAGAGUUAGAAAACGCUACUGAGGCAGGGUUAGAAUUGGAACGAAUGCUACGGGAAAUUCUUUCCUCUGAUAAUGAAGUUAAUCCAUUAGCUCAGUCGGUAGAGGAUCUACAAACAAGAUUAAAUGCUCAGCAAGUCGCGAAUGAAUCUUUAACCAAUGCUCUUAACCUAAAAACUCAAGAGCUUGAAUUUGAUAAACUCGAGAAUGAAUCUUUAUCAGCAGAACUUGCAUCCUUUAAAAAGAAAUAUGAAGAGCUUGAAGUUGAGCUUAUUCGAGUAACAGAGAAUUUGAAACUUGAAGUGGAUAAUAAGAAUAAUGUGCAGCAAACAUUGACUGAUAAGGUUCAGGAAUUAGAAAUGCAAAUCAAGGAAAUUUCUAUUGAAAAGACAACCUUACAAAAAGAAUUGAAACAUAAAGAAGUGGAAACGGCAGAUCUCAUGGAAGUUAUCAAUCGACUAAAUUCUAACUUGGAUUUAGAAAAGUUAUAUAAUGUAACUCAUAUUAAGGCAGAAGCAACAACUUUACUUGAAGAAAGGAACGAACUAAAAAUACGACUAGCAGAAGUCGAAGGUGCUCACAAUUUACUAGAAGAACAUAUGAAGGUUAUCAAAGAAGAAGUGUUUACUUUAAGUGAACAAUGCAAAGCAGCAGAAAAGGAAAAAAAAGAUGCAGAAACACGUCUCGAAGUUUUAUCAAGUUUCUUUAAAGAAAAGGAGGCCCAAAGACAAAAAGAGGAAGCUAUUUGGUUACAACAGCAAGGUGAAGUUGUAUCCACUGUAGAACGAAUACAAACGAUGCAAGCUGAAAUACAAAAUUAUAAGCAACAAAUAGAAAUGUUGAAACGGGAAAUAUUAGAUCAAGAAAGAGAAUAUAAAAACCAAAUUUCUGUUCUUGAAACAAAAGCACACGAACAAUGGGUAAUAGCACGUCAAGUGGAACGUCGUCUAGAGGAGUCCAAAGUUGAAGCGGGUCAAUUACGUAACCGGCUCACACUCAUAGAAAAGAAUAUUAACGAUGAUCCUGAAGCAAAAUUGCAUCGCCUGGAGGCGAACGGGGAGACGGCAACGUCACCUCCAUUAUUCAUAGGAGCAGAGUCAUCAGGUUCUCCUAUAAUGUUUUCUGGUUCUUCAAGUGUUCCUCCUCCGCCGCCACCUUCCUAUUUACACUCAUUAUUUCCUCCCUAUUUGCCACCUCCGUUACCAAACGCGUCCAACGUGCCACCGUAUGAAAUUAGUCAACGACCACCACCAUUGGGUGGAAGAUUAUCUUCACCCCCGCCUAUGCCUUUACAUCCUCCUGCUUCCAGCAGGUAUGAUAACGCAAGUUCCCCUACACCAAUGUCCCCGCAUUUACUUCCAUCCUUUAAUCACAGAUUACCGCCACCUCCAUUUGGUAAUGAUCAUAUUCAUGGUCCUCCUCCACCUCCUCUUGGUUCAAUUAUGCCAGCGCCUCUUGGAACGACGCAUUCAUGGGGGGAAGAACCACUGACGCCUCUACGCAAUUCUGGUUAUCACCUAUCUCAACGAGAACGUGUACGAAAUCAUAAAGGACGCAAGCGAUUCUCUAAAGUGAGACAAUUUUGGAGUACUUUGGAAGGAAAUAAUUGCAAAUAGAUAUGGUUCCUUACAUUCUUCAGGAGAGUCACUGGAUAACUUACAUCAUAGUAGCAAAGCUU